Aegilops tauschii subsp. strangulata is the source of this 1482-nucleotide messenger RNA. RefSeq lists its product as uncharacterized. Gene Ontology annotation, molecular function: nucleic acid binding. NCBI's taxonomy places the organism in Eukaryota, Viridiplantae, Streptophyta, Magnoliopsida, Poales, Poaceae. The record is from RefSeq and is a predicted model, not a curated record. Gene Ontology annotation, biological process: DNA integration.
AUGCUCGUUUCCCCGACCAAAGACAAGCUCUACUACGCUGUCCAGCUUAUUUUCCAGCAUGGCGAGAAGGUCUUCAAUAACAUCACAGAGUAUGAGGGCUUGAUUGUCGGGCUCAAGGCUGCGGCCAUCCUGGGGUUCAAGCGCCUCACCAUCAAGGCAAUUCUUGGCUUGGAGUUGCAGCAUGUCCCGCGAGGCACGAACAAGGAAGCGGACGACAUCGCCAAGCGGGCAUCACGCUGUGAGCCCCAAAUCCCUGGCGUCAUUGAAGAAAGGCUCUUCAAGCCAUCAGCCACACCCCCGACAACUGGCACGACGCUGGCUCGGGAGGAGUUGCCUCCCUCGCCGCUCACGGGUGCCCUGGCCCGCGGCUCGACCUCAGGAGCCCGCCUGCUCCUCGUAUUAGAACCUCAGGAGGGAAGUUGGACCAAGCAGUUCGAGGCAUACCUACUUCAUGACACCCUGCCGGAAAAGGAGGAGGACGCGGAGUGUGUGGCUCAUUGGUCCACCGCUUACUGCUUGCAGGGUGGCGAGUUGUACCGCAGGCGUCCUAAUGACAUCUCGCUAAGAUGCAUUUCAGAAGACCAAGGGCGCGAGCUGCUGGCCGAUAUUCAUGAGGGAGAGUGCAGGCAUCACUCUUCGUUGCGCACUCUCAUGGGCAAGGUGAUCCGCAUCGGGUUCUACUCAUCCAUGGCACUUCACGAUGCCACCGAUCAGGUUCAGUCUUGCGAGGCCUACCAAUUCCACGCCAAGCAGAUCCACCAGCCAGUGCAGGGGCUCCAAACAAUUCCACUCUCGUGGCCCUUUGCAGUCUGGGGGCUGGACAUACUGGAGCCAUUCCCUCGGGUUGAUGGCGGCUACCGCUACCUCUACAUAGCCAUCAAAAAAUUCACCAAGUGGGCGGAGGUGGAACCCGUGCGCACCACCCCAGUAGGCUCGGCUGUCAAGUUCAUCAGUGGCCUCGUCAGCCAGUUCGGCAUCCCCAACCGCAUCAUCACUGACAACAUAUGCUAUGCUUCGGUGGUGCACCCGCGAAGCAAUGUCCAGGCCGAGCGCGCCAACGCGGAGGUCCUCAGGGGCCUCAAGACUAUAAGCUUCAAGAAGAAGCUUGAGGCCUGCAGCAAGGGUUGGCUGGACGUGUUGCAGUCCGUGUUGUGGUCUAUCCGCGCCACCGUGACUAAGCCCACCGGCGAAACUCCGUUCUUCCUCGUCUACAGGGCUAAAGUGGUCCUUUCGCUUGAGAUCAAGCAUGGCUCCCCGCGGGUCUUGGCAUUCGGUGAGGCGCGCCAGGAUGCCGUGCGGGGAACCAAUCUCGUGCUUGGAGAGGAGGCCCGCCGCCAAGCCUCCCUCCAUGCUGCGAGGUACCAGCAGGCCCUGCAGCGCUACUAUAGCCGCAACAUCCGCUCCCAGACACCUGAGGUGGGUCCUCUCCAGGGAGGGCCUCCAGAAGCUCGUGCCCAUGUGGGAGGGCCCGUUCAGGGUUGA